AUGCCUUUACAGGCUAAGAUCCGGUUCUGGGUUAAUGACUUUUCACCUGAGCUUUAUUCUCUUGCACCCACAGAGGAUUUUGUGAUGUCCGUCUGGGGCAGAUCCCCAUCCCUGCAUCGUGCCUCUACCCCAUGGGUGACCAUGAGCUCAUCGAAUCUUCAUGGCUCAUUUUAUCGGGCUGACACCUUCUCACCUUCUCACCAAACUGCGUCGGCCAUUUCUCGAUCUCCCGUAUCAUGGCAUGGUUGCAGCGAGUCUAUGGCGGAAUCGUCACCCUGA
Molecule: messenger RNA, 279 nt
Organism: Penicillium taxi
Lineage: Eukaryota; Fungi; Ascomycota; Eurotiomycetes; Eurotiales; Aspergillaceae
Exons: 1
Coding region: 1-279 (92 amino acids)
Source: RefSeq, a predicted model, not a curated record